GAAAGCCCUGCCUGAAGAGGUAGCAGCUUAGAUUGUCACUCCAUUCAGCCCCGCAUCCGAUCACAUCUGUCACUCCGGGUCUGAGGGGGCGGGGUCUAGAACGUUAUCUAAUAAGAGACGCUGAUCUGGGAACCAUCCAAUCGGGCACGCAGCUGGAGCGGACAGGGCAGCUUCCGGGAUAUGGCGGGGGCCUUUGUCUCUAGCUGAAGCCGGAGCUCCGUGUCUCUUCAUUUCUGUGUCCUCUGCGCCUAGAGGCCCAGCCUCUGUGGCUCUGUGACCUUCAGGUAUUGGGAGAUCCACAGCUAAGACGCCGGGAACCCCUGGAACCCUAGAAAUGGGACUGCUGACAUUUAGAGAUGUGGCCAUAGAAUUCUCUCUGACAGAGUGGCAAUUCUUGGACACUGCACAGCGGAAUUUAUAUAGGAAUGUGAUGUUAGAGAACUACGAAAAUCUGGUCUUUCUGGGUAUUGCUGUCUCUAAGCCAGACCUGAUCACCUGUCUGGAGCAAGAAAAAGAGCUCUGGAAUAUGAAGAGACAUGAGAUGGUGGAUAAACCCCCAGUAAUGUGUUCUCAUAUCAUCCAAGACCUUUUGCCAGAGAAGAACAGAGAAGAUUCUUUUCAUAAAGUUACACUGAGAGAUGAAAAAUAUGAACAUACAAAUUUUCUGUUAAAAGAAGGCUGUAAAAGUGUGGAUGAGUGUAAGGUGCACAAAGAAGGUUAUAAUGAACUUAACCAAUAUUUUCCAACUAUGCAGAGCAAAAUAUUUAAAUGUGAUAAAUGUAUGAAAGUCUUUUAUAAAUUCUCACAUUUAAAUACACAUAAGUUAAGACAUACUGAUAAGAAACCUUUCAAAUGCAAAGAAUGUGGCAAGUUAUUGUGUAUGCUUUUACACCUAACUCAACAUAAAAAAAUUUAUACUACAGUGAAUUUUUAUAAAUGUGAAGAAUGUGGCAAAGCUUUUAACUAUCGCUCAGCCCUUACUACACAUAAGAUAAUUCAUACUGGAGAGAAACCUUAUAAGUGUGAAGAAUGUGGCAAAGCUUUUAAUCGGUUUGCAAACCUUACUAGACAUAAGAGAAUUCAUUUUGGAGAGAAAAUCUACAAAUAUGAAGAAUGUGGCGAUACUUUUAAUCAAUCCACAAACCUUACUACAUAUAAGAUAAUUUAUACUGGCGAGAAACCUUACAAAUGUGAGGAAUGUGGCAAAGCUUUUAACUAUCGCUCAACCCUUACUACACAUAAGAGAAUUCAUACAGGAGAGAAACCUUACAAAUGUGAAGAAUGUGGCAAAGCUUAUACAGAACCCGCAACCCUUAAUAGACAUAAGAAAAUUCAUACUGGAGUAAAACCAUACAAAUGUGAAGACUGUGGCAAAGCUUUUACAUACUCUGCAACACUUACUAGACAUAAGAUAAUUCAUACUGGAGAAAAACCAUACAAAUGUGAAGAAUGUGGCAAAGCUUUUAACAAAUCCUCAAUGCUUACUGCACAUAAUAGAAUUCAUACUGGAGAGAAACCCUACAAAUGUAAGGAAUGUGACAAAGCUUUUAACCAAUCCUCAAAACUUGGUAAACAUAAGAAAAUUCACAAUGGAGAUAAAACCUACAAACAUAAAGAAUGUGGCAAAGCUUUUAAUCAGUCCUCAAAGCAUACUCCACAUAAGAUAAUUUAUACUGGUGAGAAACCCUACAAAUGUGAAGAAUGUGGCAAAGCUUUUAACUAUCGCUCAAACCUUACUACACAUAAAAGAAUUCAUACUGGAGAGAAACCUUACAAAUGUGAAGAAUGUGGCAAAGCUUUUAACCGGUUUGCAAACCUUACUAGACAUAAGAAAAUUCAUACUGGGGAAAAACCCUGCAAAUAUAAAGAAUAUGGCAAAGCUUUUAAUCAGUCCUCAAACCUUAGUACACAUGAGAUAAUUUAUACUGGUGAGAAACCCUACAAAUGUGGAGAAUGUGGCAAAGCUUUUAACUAUCGCUCAACCCUUACUACACAUAAGAGAAUUCAUACUGGUGAGAAACCCUACAUAUGUGAAGAAUGUGGCAAAGCUUUUAACCAGUUUGCACACCUUACUAGGCAUAAGAGAAUUCAUACCGGAGAGAAACCCUACAAAUGCGAAGAGUGUGGCAAAGCUUAUACGGAACCUGCAAUCCUUACUAGACAUAAGAAAAUUCACACUGGAGAAAAACCAUACAAAUGUGAAGACUGUGGCAAAGCUUUUACAUACUCUGCAACCCUUACGAGACAUAAGAUAAUUCAUACUGGAGAAAAAGCAUACAAAUGUGAGGAAUGUGGCAAAGCUUUUAACAAAUUGUCAAUGCUUACUGUACAUAAGAGAAUUCAUACUGGAGAGAAAGCCUACAAAUGUAAAGAAUGACAAAUCUUUUAACCAGUCCUCAAAACUUGGUAAACAUAAGAAAAUUCAUACUGGAGAGAAACCCUACAAAUAUGAAGAAUGUGGGAAAGCUUGUACACACUCUGCCACCCUUACUAGAAGUAAGAUAAUUCAUACCGUAGAGAAACCAUACACAUGUGAGGACUGCGGCAAAGCUUUUAACAAAUCCUCAAUGCUUACUGCACAUAAGAAAAUUCAUACUAGAGAAGAACUGUACAAAUGUGAAGAAUGUAGCAAGCUUUUAACUAUCACUCACAUCAUACUACACAUAACAGAAUUCAUACUGGAGAGAAACCAUACAAAUGUGAAUAAUGUGGCAAACUUAACUGAUUCUCAACCCUUACUAAACACAAGAUAAUACAUACUGGAGAGAAAUUGUAUAAAUGUGUAGAAUGUGGCCAAGAUUUCAACUGAUCCUCAGCACUUAUGGAACAUAAGAGAAUUCAUAUUGGGGAGCAACUUUACAAACGUGAAGAAUGUAACAAUGCUUUUAAUCAAUCUGCAAACGUUAACCCUAAGAAAAUUUAUACCAGUGAGAAUAAAACCAGAAUGUGUGACAACAAUUUUAACAACACCUCAACCUUUUCUAAAUAUAAAAGUAAUCGUACUGGUGACAGAUCAUAGAAAUGUGAAGAAUGUGACGAAACCUUCAAAACGUCUGACUUAUUUUUAAGUAAGAUAAUUUUUACUGGAGAAAACACCUACAAGUGUAAACAAUAUUGUGAAACUUCUAAUUAAUGUUCACAACCUGUUGCACAGGAAUGCACUUAUACUUGAGAAAAAUUGUACAAAUAAAAAUUAUGUGAAAUAACCAUUAAUAUCUGAUCACAUCCUACUCAACAUUAGAGAGUUGGUAAAUAAAACGUAUAAAUGGAAUGACUGUAAUAUAUAUAUUACAAUUUCUAUAUGCCUUUA
Molecule: messenger RNA, 3310 nt
Organism: Saimiri boliviensis boliviensis (Bolivian squirrel monkey)
Lineage: Eukaryota; Metazoa; Chordata; Mammalia; Primates; Cebidae
Source: RefSeq, a predicted model, not a curated record